Messenger RNA from Thrips palmi, 5268 nucleotides. RefSeq lists its product as uncharacterized. The coding region runs from base 47 to 5047 and encodes 1666 amino acids. The transcript has 20 exons. The record is from RefSeq and is a predicted model, not a curated record. NCBI's taxonomy places the organism in Eukaryota, Metazoa, Arthropoda, Insecta, Thysanoptera, Thripidae.
UGUACAGAGUGCCAGUUCAGAGAAGGUGGGAUCGUCGCAUGGACGCAUGCUGACUGCUCCUUGCCUUGGACAGCGCGCCCAGUGGGCGCAGGUACUCAUGCUGCGCUUCCUGAAAACAUUAGUGCUCGUCACGGCCGUCCAAGCGGCCGAUCUGGCUGAAAUUGGACCGGCCCCCAAAAUCGGAAACAGUGCAGGGAUUUCCUGUCCGCCGUUUUCAUUUCCAGAAGAAACUUCGGCAAAUGGUUCAGCAACAUUCAUUUUAGGACUGUCUGGAAGUGGAAAGACCACAGUUAGCCUCCUUUUGACCCAUCCAUUCCACCUUCUUGUGGAACAAGACGAAAAUCAUGGAACUACCACCUUUCACGAUGAUCUGAACAAAACGUCAAAUGGCGUGACGUCUAAAACAAAAUUUCCAGAGAUUUUCAUUAUGGAAGAAGACGGAUUAGUGUUUGUUGAUUUUCCGGGAUUUUCUGAUAACAGAGGCUCGUGUCUCCAAGUGGAGCAGGCAAUGGCUAUGAACGCACACUUCCGUAAAACAAAAAGGGUUAAAAUUCUUCUGACCGCACCCUUUUCGUCUCUUGAGGAUAGAGCCAAUGAUUUCUUACAACUUCUUUUGUAUACAGUUAAACUGAUUAAGAACAGUCCUAAAUACAGUAAAUCGAUUGGCUUCAUUUUUACGAAAGCUCAACGAACGAAAAAAGAGUUCCAAAUGAUAAAUUUUGCCCGACAUGCAAUAAAAAAUGUACGAAGCUACAUAAACCGCGAUUUCACGACAGUACCUGAGCAAUAUCGCGAAAAUAUGUCCAAGCUCUUGGAUAACCCCAAAUUUGCCUUUUUUGGCCAUGGCGUUGCUGAAGACGAGUCGGGACGUGCUUCUGAGAUUCCGUCUCUGCAAAAGGUUCGCUCAAAUAUUUUGCACCUGUUAAAAUAUGACCUUGAGUUCGUGGAGACAUCACUAACCGACUUUGGAUACAGUCUAACGGAAUUUGCUGCCGAAGAGGUCAAGCGACAAAUUCAGUUUUCCGAGAUGAAAAUCACACACCUGUUGCAUCAAUCAUCCGACACCUUGGCCAGGAAGCUCAAUGAUCAUCUCAUCGACUACCUCCGUUCCACCAAACGGGACUCGUCUUUUCCAACUCUUUCUUUCCGUGAGAUAGAGGACUGCCUAGUGGACCUGGAUACGGCGGAUUCGGCCACCGUAGAAACUUUGUAUUGCUCUCAGAUUACGUCCUUGGAAUGGUGGCCGUCGCUCUGGAACGAGCUAUUGCAUUACUCCCAAAUGGAAGAUCUUCUAGAAGGUGCUUGGACAAGUGACUCCACAAAGUUGCUGAAACCAAUCAAUGACGUUGCCUGGUUCCUCUCAAAACUGAAAUGUGUCAUCAUUGCGUCCAACAAGGUGUGGCGCCUUACAAACUCAAAUCUACUCUUUGAGCGUCUAGUGGGCCUCCUUGAGAGUAAAGAGGUUUCAUUCCGUGAUAGGGAACGAUACCAAAAGAAGCUGGAGUUGGAACUGGCUGCUGGAUUGACGAAAGAAGAGGCAGCUAUUAACUUGCAUGGUGCUGUCGUCGGCUGGGAGGGUGAGCUGCAAAUGCAUGUCACCAGUGUUAUUGGAGUCAACGCUUUCAUGGAGCAGCUAUACUCAAUCAAAAGAUGCCAAAUCCAGAUUGAGUCCUUCCUCCAUCGAAGUGAAGUUCCUACGAUGUGCAGCGUAGGUGGCAUAGGCAGAGCGGGCGAUUGGUUCCUGAAAUUACAACAUCGUGCUGGUAUGCUGAUUCGAAUCCGUCAAAUCACGAGUGAUUUGUCAAAGAUGAUUGGCGAAAUAUUUCCUAGAGAGAUGCCUUUGGUUUCUGAGGUCCGGCUUGAACAAUUUAAUAUUUCCAAUCUAUUACUUUGCGGACAAGCAAUGCAAACAAUUUUGAACGAAUUAUCCAGUCCAGGUUUGUGGAAACAAUAUCCCUUAAAAACAAAUGCCUUUGACGCCUGCCCACUCGGGAAAUCGUGGUUUUCUGAGAUAAAGUCGGCCAUGAGUGUGCAGAUGUCAGUCCAUCAGGUUACUGGUUACGUAUUAAAAAUAAGUGAAAUUUCGUCAUUAAUACCUGCGGACCAACCCAACCUGGAAAUUAUUGCCAUACAUUCCCUCAUCAUUGACGCAGAUCUGGACACAGUUUCGAACCUUACCAUAGUUGCUCCCACGGUUGUGGUGGUCGGUAUUCGUUCGUUAAAAGUUAACGGGUUGUCAGGAGGGAAGUGGGAGGAACCGGCGCGCCAGGCCAGCGUGCCUGGCUGGCGUGGCGAAAACGGCAAACCCGGACACCCUGGUCGCCCUGGUGGCAGGGUUAUUUUGCUGAGCGAUACAAUUAUUAACUCGGAACAGUUAACCAUUGAGGCACACGGUGGGAACGGCGGGCCGGGGCAGCAAGGGGGCCGCGGUGCAGACGGCGCUGACGAGAGCAGCAACGGCGCUUUGAUCUUGAUAGAUGAUUACAGCGCCACUGAGCAGGUUGCUACAAUAGUCGGUGGAGUUCUUACACUUGGAGGAUCCGUUAUUUACGAUGCGUUUGCAGCGACUAGAUCUCGUGCAAAAAGGAUCUGUAUAGAUGAAGAUUCUGAAGAGUACCACACCACUAAUGGAUUCGUAUGCUAUCUUGAUGCUGAAAAAUUGCAACGCGCAUGCUCGCAAAUCGACUUAUCAGAAGCUUACUGCAGCAGACGUAAAGUCGAAAAUGACGUAAGAUGGAAAGGGGAUCCUGGAGCUGACGGUGGGGACGGUGGCAAAGGCGGCACUGGAGGUCCCGCUGGAGUUGUCAAAGUCUUUACACGGCAACCAUCAAAUGUGCGUAUUUCUGUCCUAGAGGGAAAAGAGGGCAGUGAUGGUGAAGGGGGCGAGGGUGGAGAGGGUGGGAAAAACGCUCCUGAUCAGAUGUGGUACAUAUCUUUCAGUACCAUUGUAGGGAGAAAAACAGCUUUGAAGCGCACAAGGCCUGGUGGCAGAGCCAAAAGUGGCAAGAAAGGUCGUUCUGGCGCCAACGAUUCUGGUCGCAAGGCUUUUGGCGCUCUGACCAUGGAAGCUGAGAUGCCUUACCGAGCAUUGAAAUUGUAUCAGGAUGCCGUCACCCAACGGUUUCGCAACAUAAGAAUGGAAGAUGUAGUGGGACAGCGGUUUCUUUCGCAUAUCGAUGAAGGUCACAUCGUACCUCGGACUGCAACAAGAGCUCCAAUCGAGCUUUUAUUUGUGGGUGAGCGCCUCGUGGACUUAGCUCAACGUGUGAAGACAAAAGUCUUUGCACGCGAAUCGCUCCCAAACCUCGAGUGGCUGGUGGCAUCUGUUCAGCGGCAUCUAAAUAGUCUCCGCCCCUGUCUCCCGCCGAAGUCGGUGGACCUGCAAUGGUACCAAUCCAUUCUGGCCAACGUGAAAAGGUCACUGCAGUUCGGCGGCGCCUCUGUUCUCGUCACCGACAGCGCCAAGUUCAUCGAUGCUUUGCUGGAGACUGCGAGGAAUCAUCUCAAUUCGAUAUUGGGUGAGAGGUGUCAUGAGUUGGUUCACCGGGAGCACGAAACCUUUAUAAGCAGCCUGCAAGAGAGAGCUGAAUCAAAGCAGAUGUUUGUGUAUUCCAACGUGCAACAGACUCUAAGACGACUCCAGGACGACUUGGAGAGACAAAGCGCGCGGAUUGCGACACACAACAAAGAAACGAACGCCUCCUUGACAGAAAUGGAAGCCUCUAUCAAGACAAAGCAAGUGAUAAAAGUUGUUCUUGAAGUAAUCGGAGCCGUGGGGGCCGCUUCCGGUAAUGCGGUAGCUAGCGCUGUAGCGAAAGCCGGGCCGUUCGUUGCUGGUCAGCUGGGCUUAGAAGAUCUAAAAAACAAAGUCAAGACAAUUAAAACUGAAUUGGCUCCUUUCAAACACAUCAAGAUAAUGCUUGACUUGUUUACUGAAUUUCUGAAUGGCAGUAAUAUUAAUAAUUACGAUGGAAUGGCAAAAAAACUAAUGAACCUAAAGCUCGAAGUUUCUCGGUGGGACAUUCCCUUUGCUGUUCUACAAUCAGUUUCCACGUACAUAAGUGUGCUGGAUACAGCGCUUUCAGAUCAGGCACAGGUCCUCCGCGAUCUAGACCUCGUCUCGACGCAUGUCCUGGCUGCCAAUUUGUCUGCAGCUCUGGCGAGUGAAAGUUGCAAAGAAAAACAUCACUCGAAACAAAUCGCAUUGUACUCGGAGGCGGUUUUGAUGUCAAAUUAUUUAGACGCAUUAUCGGGUUACCGCCAAUGGGCCUUUCCCUUUGAAUUACAGACUUUCAAGGUCCCUGAACUGGCAGUAGGAAAUACAAACGAAAUCAUAAGUGCCAGUGCCUUUGUAGACGACUUCGCGGCAAUGAAACUGGAUUUAGGCAUGCGAAGCAGCACUUUUUCUAAACUGUGGAUGACAUCUUCCGGCCUGUCAAACUUGCCUCCUCAGGAGUCUGCCCUUUUCCUUUGGCGUGGAGACAGGCACACUGACACAAUUUAUCAGCUCCUGCGAGGAGAAAUCGUGCUGAUUGACACGAUUGGUGCUGCCCUCCAGAAUAUUUCAAUUCACGCAGUAAAGGUCGGUGAAACGCAACUCCGCCUGUCCUCUCGAAACAGCUCGCUGCAGGAGAAGCUAGACAAGGCUCUGCGAGGCGCUCAGUUCAAUCUUACCCACUCGGGUCAACACUUUUACCACUGUGGACACACCAUACGCCACGUAGUGACUCCCCCUGUACCGUUGAUGUACACAACUGCCGUCGAUAAUCAGUCAGAGCCUACUUACUCGAGUCUCGUUUACAGAACCUUGAUGGAAAGUCGUCCUUUGCUCAGCCCUUUCACCACGUGGCUCGCAAGCAUAAGCAACCGGAAACGCCAGGAGUCCAUGGCCGCUCUAGCGGAACUGGCUGACAGUGCAGUGCUGAUUGACAUGCAGAUUCACGCUAGAGUGUCGUUUUUGAACGAGUGUCACCCAGGAAGUCAAGCUGAAGACCCAUUGGAUAUUUCGGCGCGCUCUCCCGACCCUCCUCCCGAAUUUCUUCUCUGAUGUACCUCAGGGUAGCUGGAUGUUUAAAGGGACACAUAUGUUAAAAGCACUUUGUAAAAACAACUUUUAGGUCUAGAAGGAUCAAAAUUUUAUGCUUUCUGCAUUAAAACCCUUUUACAUAAUUUAGUAAUCUUCAUGUUGACAUAAGGUUAAGUGACUUUAGUAAUUUUUUGGAAAUUUAGUAGAAACGUGUCAAAUUUUGGUUCUCGUAAGAUUUUGAC